UGGCAGGUUCUUUUGCCUGUUGGAAAAUGCAUUUAUUGCACUUCUUGGCAAGUCCCUCAGAAAGAACAGAACGUAUUUGCUUCCAGAGAUGAACACGUCCUCUCCACUGAACUUUUCUGAACAAAACCUGAGUGCCUUUGGCAGCAACUUUACUGUGCCUACUGUCAAGAGCAAGUUAUCACCAUGUGAACAAGUGGUCAUUGCAGCUGAAGUGUUCCUAACUCUGGGCAUUAUAAGCCUUCUUGAAAACAUCCUAGUUAUAUGUGCAAUAGUUAAGAACAAGAACUUGCAUUUGCCCAUGUAUUUCUUUGUUUGCAGUUUAGCAGUAGCUGACAUGCUGGUCAGUGUGUCUAAUGCUUGGGAGACCAUAACAAUAUACUUAAUAAAUAAUAGGCACAUAAUCAUGGAAGACGCCUUCAUCCGUCAUAUAGACAAUGUCUUUGAUUCAAUGAUCUGCAUCUCUGUGGUGGCUUCCAUGUGCAGUUUGGUGGCUAUAGCAGUAGACAGGUAUAUCACUAUCUUCUAUGCCUUGCGUUAUCACAGCAUCAUGACAGUGAAAAGAUCGGGACUCAUCAUUGCAUGCAUCUGGACCUUUUGCACGGGCUGUGGCAUUGUCUUCAUUAUUUAUUAUGAAUCAACUUAUGUUAUCAUCUGCCUCAUCACUAUGUUUUUUACCAUGUUGUUCCUCAUGGUCUCGCUAUAUAUCCAUAUGUUCCUCCUGGCUCGUACUCAUGUGAAGAAAAUAGCAGCUUUGCCUGGAUACAACUCUGUCCAUCAAAGAACUAGUCUGAAGGGAGCCAUCACUCUGACUAUGUUACUUGGCAUCUUCAUUUUUUGCUGGGCUCCAUUCUUUCUUCAUCUCAUCCUCAUGAUCUCCUGCCCUCAAAACCUCUACUGUGUUUGCUUCAUGUCUCACUUCAACAUGUACCUCAUUCUCAUUAUGUGCAAUUCAGUGAUUGAUCCCCUGAUCUAUGCCUUUCGUAGCCAGGAAAUGAGGAAGACCUUCAAGGAGAUAAUUUGUUGCUAUAGCCUGAGGAUGGUCUGCGGAUUAUAGAACAAAGGCUUAGGAAAGCCAAAGCAAUCCAAACAGAUUUAGU
Messenger RNA from Tinamus guttatus (white-throated tinamou), 1097 nucleotides. It is a transcript of the gene MC5R, whose product is annotated as melanocortin 5 receptor. NCBI's taxonomy places the organism in Eukaryota, Metazoa, Chordata, Aves, Tinamiformes, Tinamidae. Gene Ontology annotation, cellular component: membrane. The record is from RefSeq and is a predicted model, not a curated record. Gene Ontology annotation, biological process: G protein-coupled receptor signaling pathway. Gene Ontology annotation, molecular function: melanocortin receptor activity.